Molecule: messenger RNA, 1228 nt
Organism: Nipponia nippon (crested ibis)
Lineage: Eukaryota; Metazoa; Chordata; Aves; Pelecaniformes; Threskiornithidae
Source: RefSeq, a predicted model, not a curated record
AUGUAUCUACCAAAGCAGGACAGAAAGGAGGUUUACCGCCUUUUGUUUCCUGUUCAAUCCAGAAAACUUGAUUUGCCAGCUGCUGCUCUAUCAGCAGCUCGGGAAAGAGAUUUUGAGCUGCGGGGCUAUGGAUUUGAAGCUGCUCCAGAGCAAUUGAGAAGGCCGCGUAUUGUUCGAGUAGGACUGGUACAAAAUAAAAUUCCACUUCCCACAGACACAGCCGUGGCAGUCCAGGUGGCUGCACUGCACCGACGAAUUGAGGAGAUUGUGGAAGUAGCUGCAAUAUGUGGGGUCAACAUAGUUUGUUUCCAGGAGGCUUGGACCAUGCCCUUUGCUUUUUGUACAAGAGAGAAGCUUCCUUGGACGGAGUUUGCUGAGUCAGCAGAGGAUGGGCCAACAACAAAAUUCUGCCAAGAGCUGGCAAAGAAAUACAAUAUGGUUGUGGUGUCUCCAAUCCUGGAGCGAGAUGAAAUACACGGGGAAACUCUGUGGAACGCUGCAGUGGUCAUUUCUAAUUCUGGAGCUGUCCUUGGCAAAAGUAGGAAGAAUCACAUUCCGAGGAUUGGAGAUUUCAAUGAGUCUACUUACUAUAUGGAAGGAAAUACAGGACACCCAGUGUUUCAGACACAGUUUGGAACAAUUGCUGUGAAUAUCUGCUAUGGGCGCCAUCACCCUCUGAACUGGCUCAUGUUUAGCAUGAAUGGAGCAGAGAUCAUCUUUAACCCUUCAGCCACUAUUGGAAUGCUCAGCGAGUCCCUGUGGCCAAUUGAAGCAAGAAAUGCUGCCAUAGCUAAUCACUGCUUUACCUGUCCCAUCAACAGGGUAGGAACGGAAUACUACAAAAAUGCCUUUACUUCCGGAGACGGUGGAAAAGCACACCAUGACUUGGGCCAUUUUUAUGGCUCAAGUUACGUAGCGGCACCAGAUGGCAGUAGGACCCCCGGACUCUCUCGCACUCAGGAUGGACUUUUGGUGGUAGAGAUGGACCUAAAUCUUUGCAGACAAGUCAGUGACAAGUGGAAUUUUAAGAUGACUGGUAGAUAUGAAAUGUAUGCAGCCAAGCUCAGUGAAGCAGUCCAGCCUUAUUUUAUACCCAAUAUCAUCAAAGAGUAGGAAGGAGCAUCUCAUUACAAUCAAAUCUCACAUAACGAAUUAAAAGGUACUGUUGGAUGAUAGCUUUACUGUGGAUCACAAGUUGUUGUUUUAAUGUUGUCAUUUUAAUUUCCUG